AUGAAGAAACAACAUCAUGCCUACACACUGAAAUGUGAUGAUCAGUACCAUCGGUUGGAUAUCAAUAUUGUCCUAUCCCAUAAAUUUUUGGAGGAGUUUAAACAAUCAUGUCUCGGGCAUCCGUUAAAGCACGAAUUUUGUAUUGAAGAGGACAAAUUCUUAUUAUUUAUUGAGCAUAGAGGAAAGAUCAAUGAUGACGAAGAGAAAAAGAGUACACCAUCGGAACUUGUACAAGAGUAUAGAGAGGAGAGAAAGAAGAAUGCACAAGUGUUUAACAAACCCGAUGUAGAUGGGACUCUCUUGAAAGAGCGACUAAAUAAUUUAAAAGAAAUGGGAUUAAGAUAUCAAAUUUUGUAUGCUCAAGUCAACGAAGAAAUUGAAAAGAUUAAAGAGGAAUUGGAGAAGGAAAAAACUGAGGAAGAAAAGCUGUUAAAGCUGAAAAAACAACGAGAAAAGAAAACAACAAACACAUCAAAAUCUAUCAACCGAGCUCAGUCUAGUGCAUAUGUUGAUCCUUCUCUGAAACACACUAGUGUUCGAGUAGAUAUUACGUUGAGCGGAAAAAACUUUGGUCCCACCACACUUAGGAGUCGUGAAAAAUAUCUUGUAGAGACGUCACCAGUCAUUAAGAAAAUGUUGGAAGAUCCCUCUACCAAAAUCUCCUCAGAUGAAAAUGACGAAAAAUUCAAACAACUUUCUUUCAGCGAGAAUGACAAACAAUACAAGGAUUUAAAACUAUAUGAUUGUUUUCAUCCUGAAACUUUUAAAAAAUUCCUUCUAUUUGCUGAAAACCCCAAUCUAAAACAAAAGUACAAUUUAAUUUUGGAUAAACAGGAGGAAGUGAACGCAGAAAAUGAAAAUAAUAUCAACGAUGCGGUCAAAAAGUUAAUUGAGAUUAAGUUAAAACAUAUGAAAAGAUUUGAAGAUAAUAUUAGGAGAUAUAAAACUGAGCUGGAACAGACCAUGGAGAAAUGUAAAGAAUUUGAUAUGGAAAAAUUACGUUUGCUUUAUGAAGUUCAUAAGUACAAUGAGUUGGACAAAGUAGACAAACUUUUUGAAGCAAGAAAGAAUGAAGUUGACCUCUUUUUUGAUGAAGAAAUCCGAAAAACAAAAGAACUCUUCGCAAAACAACAAACCACUCGAAGAAACCAAAUUUCUGGUGAUCUAGUGAAAUAUGAAAAAUUAUUGAAUGAAAUAUUUCCCAAAGAGACCCUUGUUCCUUUGCUAAUUUUGGCUGACCUUCUCCAAUCAACAGAAUUGAAGAACUCUUGCAUCAAAGCCAUCACUGAGAAUUUCGAAGUCCAUUUAUACCAUGAAGCUCUAGGAGCCAGAAUGAUGACGGAAAUCAUGGCAGAAAUUCUUGCUCAGCUUCCGGUUCAAAAACUAAAGGACCUGAAAAACAGUUAUGGAUUUCAUUUCCCAAGAGCAAUGGUUGAAAAAGAAAUUGAAUACAGGAAAGGAAUGUUGGCAGAUGAGUUUAGAGACAAAUCUGUGGAGGAAUUGAUGGAGCUCAUGAAAAAAGGUUGUGUUUUUCCUGAUGUGUUGGAAUCAGAAAUUGAAAAGAGAAAAAAUAAGAAACCUUAUGUCUCUCUUAACACGGAAAAGUGCUCUCCUUUCUUAACUAUUGACGAGGAUUUUGUAACAGUUCACUUGAAAGGGCAAAAACGAUACUCGACUGUACAAGCUACUCAUUCCUUAAAUUACAAAGGAUGGGCCAAAUGGUAUUUUGAAGUAUUGAUCGAACAGUUUGAUGAAUCCUUUGGAUCAAGCAUUAGUAUUGGUUGGGAUGUAGAUCGAUCAAAUUGUGACGGACCCAUUAUUGGAUUGACGCCUGGCCAUCGAAAUCAAUUUGGAUACAGCUGGCAGUCUGAUGGAUUGCUUCAUUAUUAUGGAAAAGGAAUGUUUGUUGGAACAAAAUUUGGAGCAGGUGAUGUGAUUGGAUGUGGAAUGAAUCAAACAAAAAAGAAGCUCACAUUUUACAAGAAUGGAGAAAAAAUUAUUCUCAUCAAAAAAGAAUCUAAUCGAAGAAUUCAAGAAAUCAAGUCAAUAGCAAUACAAGACGAACUCUAUGAGCUAUUUCCAGCUGCAUGCCUUUAUUCAACCAAGAAAAACUCUGAUUGCACCAUUAGAUUCAAUUUCUGUGGACCAUUUGUUAAUCAACCAAAACACUAUGAGCCCUAUGGAGAUCAAAGACAAAUUUUGAAGCAGCAAAAGCAAAUUAAAGAGUUGGAGUGA
This is a messenger RNA of Naegleria fowleri, 2235 nucleotides long. RefSeq lists its product as uncharacterized. The record is from RefSeq and is a predicted model, not a curated record. Gene Ontology annotation, molecular function: protein binding. NCBI's taxonomy places the organism in Eukaryota, Heterolobosea, Eutetramitea, Acrasida, Naegleriidae. The transcript is spliced from 4 exons. The coding region runs from base 1 to 2235 and encodes 744 amino acids.